Messenger RNA from Paramecium octaurelia, 420 nucleotides. The record is from the annotation of a GenBank genome assembly. NCBI's taxonomy places the organism in Eukaryota, Ciliophora, Oligohymenophorea, Peniculida, Parameciidae.
AUGAACAAAAUGUCUUGCUUACCAAUAUUAAAAAAGGUAUCCAUGAAUCACAAUCAUACUCAUUUGGAAUCCGAAACUUCUGAUGUUGAAAGAACCACUAGCUUUGAAUCAAGUUAAUUGGGCAGAAUAAUUGAAAUUACAUCAUUUAGGAGAAUUUCCACAUCUUCAAAAGGAGAUAAUAAUUAAAGUCCUAGACAAUAAAGGAAAAAUUCCCUUGUCACUUUCGAAUCUAAUGAUAUUAGUAUCUCUGUCAGUCAAAUCAAAUCCAUAAACGAGUAAUAAAUUAAUUAUAUUAUUAGUCCUUCAUUGUAUGUAAAAAUGAAUGAUUUGUAGAAUAGAAUUUGGAAAGCAUUGACUAAAUUCACAAAUGCAUAAUUAGUACUACUCCUUUAUUAUUUAGGAAUCAGUUUUUUUGAUUGA